Molecule: messenger RNA, 899 nt
Organism: Bolinopsis microptera
Lineage: Eukaryota; Metazoa; Ctenophora; Tentaculata; Lobata; Bolinopsidae
Exons: 8
Coding region: 86-622 (178 amino acids)
Source: RefSeq, a predicted model, not a curated record
ACACCCCGUCAGGCUCAAUCCUCACUUUUAAAUUUUCCAGUUUAGAUUUUAUCAAUUAAGGUAUAGUGUUUCUGUUUUCUCCAUCAUGAAGAUGUUAUCGCUAGUGCUCAUCGUGAUCGCUUGUUUUUCAGUUGCUGAGUCCGCGUUCGGAGAUGGGAAAUUGUUAGCAAACCUUUAUAAAGAUAGACUUAGUAACGGUGAUGGUAUAACAGAGAUUUUUGAAGGUAUACUGAAUGAUCUAGUUCAGAAAGCGAUCCAGUGCAGAAAGGACAAUGCCGAUGAUAUUGCUAAUGUGAAUGGAGAUUUUGUCAAAGAAGUCGUUCAACGCUGGAAGGAUCAGACUCUGUUCAAACCGGAAGAUGAUACUGACCAAGGAGCAAUGAUAAGGAAGGCUAUUGCUGCGUAUAAAAACCAAGUAAACGGUGUCGAGGUUACAUAUGAGGAGGGUAGUGAGGAAGGUGCCAAAAUCAAAGCCAUGGUUGCUAAGAUCGCGGAAGUGGUGACCUGUUUAAAGGAAGCAGCGGCCACGAAAGUUGCUGCCGCCGGUGUACGAUUUCCCAAUUUGAGAGCACGCUUCAGAAAGAAUAAAGCUGCUGCUGAUGCCGCUGAUGUUCCUGAAUAAUCGAUAAACGACGCAAAAAUCCUUGCAUGCAGAGAGAGGACACAUCGAAGCACAAUUAGUAAUACUAACUACAAUAUUUACAACUUAGAGACUAAAAUUAGUAAACUUCUUGGUGAAGAAGACAAAUGAACAUAUAUAUACUAGAAUAUUCUAUACUAGAAGUAGAACUGAAUUUAAAUGCAUGAUAUGAAUGGAAUGAUUUUAAUUUUUAUAUUAUAUUAAGCUCGCAGAACUUUAAAUAUUGUAUUUUCAUUUUAUCCAACUCUUUUAAAUCAAA